UGUGAAAAAUUGUCUUAAUCAUAUUCACGCUAUCACUUCUCUUCAAAAGCCUCGAUACCAGCAUCUGAGUGGAAAUGGAAGCUAUCAAAACUUUAACCAACUUUAAACACAUUGAUAUCUUGAAUUGCCAUCGCUUAUAACCACAGCUGCAAUCUUUCUGCAUCUAUACUGUAGGUUUCUAAAGUGGCGCCCCCUGUGGAUUGAUGUAUGUCCCUGCAGCUGUUCAGAUUUAAUUCAUUGAGAACAACAUUUCCCAUAUACCCGGGAAGUUAACGUUUCCUGUAUAUAUAUAGUAUAGUAUAUUCUUCUCAUUCCGUGCAAUUAAACAGUGCUCAGUUGUAGCUGAUCAGUGAAAAUAACUAUGAUAAACUUUGUAUUUUGUUUUUGUGGUUGGGUAGGGUUUUAUACCCAGUUUUGCUAACGACGGUGUUGUAAGCUCUUCGGAGCUGAAGCUGAUAUAUGCUGAUACGAUGAUGAGGACGGAAACCUUCAGAUCUUACCAAGAGUUUAACGAUGAGGUUGAACAGGAUCAGAAUUUGGAAAACACAGAAGCAGAAGAUGUCAACGAUGGAAUUUUACCAGAUGUGGAUGAUGGGACUGGUAGCAAAAACCCUUCCAUGGGGUUCAGCAGGACCUGCCUGAAGAAUGUGUUCUCUGUUAUUCUCAUCCUCAUCUACCUGCUGCUCAUGGCUGUGGCUGUAUUUCUGGCUUACCAGACCAUCACUGACUUCCAGGACAAGCUGAAACACCCUGUGAUGUCUGUCACGUAUAAAGAGGUGGACAGCUUUGAGGCUCCAGGUCUUUCUACUGGAAUUGCUCUUUACCCUGGAAAGGCUCAACUUCUGAGCUGUAAGCACUAUUUCCAUGACCACAUGCCCCCUCUGGUUAAACCAGGACAACCUGGAGAAGUGGACUGUGUCAAGGAUCACAUUAACUACACAGACCCCUUCACUAAUAACACCAUGAAACAUGCUCUGGUUGUUCAAGGGCCAACAGACGUCAGAAAGAAGGAGCUGAUUUUUCUGCAGUUCAGCCAAAACGAAACCGAACAAGAUUUCAGUGCCAUUAGCUACCUGCUCUUUUACUCCUUUAAAGAAUUUAAAGGAAGCCAGAACAAAGCCCAGUUCAUGAAAGACUGUGAAAAGUCCUAUUCUGUGUGGACCUUCUCAGGGGGGUUCCGCACAUGGGUGAAGAUGUCCUUGGUGCAGACGUCUGAGAAAGACGGUAGCAAGUCGGUGGAGUUCAGGCAGGAGUCCAGCGUUGUGAAGUACUACGAUAAGAGGCUGGAAUCCGAAAAAACCAAUCAGCUCUUUUUUGUUGUGUUUGAGUGGAGGGACCCCUUCAUUCAGCAAGUCCGGGACAUCAUCACGGCCAAUCCCUGGAACACCAUUGCCAUUCUGUGCGGAGUCUUCCUGGCCCUGUUCAAGGCCGCCGACUUUGCCAAGCUCAGCGUGAAGUGGAUGAUCAAAAUCCGCAAGCGCCAGCUGAAGCGCAAGGCCAGGGAACUGAACCAGGUUGGCUGAGGGGCCGAAGAGCCACGGGCACUUCCCUUCCCCGCUGCAUCUCUCUGAGCCGUUAUUUUCUCCGAAAAAACCGAGGUGGGGAAGUAGUCAACUUCGGUUCGCACAGCCGGAACGACAUGCCGCUCACCCGCAAGAUGGGACGGGAUAGGAGGACACCAGCCUGUGCGAACGCUCGAUAAUAAAUUCUCACGAUCUAGACUUAUCUGGGAAUGUGAACACAAAAACGGUCACUUUUUGGAGCUCUUUAUUCAGAAAUGUGUAGUCAAGCUCUUUCUUGAAAGAUGGUAGAUUCAGUCUCCAAAAUUGGGCAAGACAAAUAGUCCCAUACUAGUCUUCAGAAAAAUCACUGUGUGCAGUUACUGUGACUGUCUGGGACCUCCGCUGUUUCCUCUGCAGGUGUUAAUGCCAGAGGAAUAAACUCGCCAACCUCCCCCAACAUAGUGUAAAACAGUCCAGGUACACGUUUUGUCUUAUCAGUGUGCCCCCAUUUGGCUUCUGUUUCAUAGUCAGAAAGACAAAAAGGUUAGACAGCAUUUUGUUUGGUUUUCCAUGCUGGCCUAUUUCCAGGCUUGUCUCACCCAUGGAAUAAAAAACAGGAAUUAAAAUUUAACUGUCAAUAUA
Lepisosteus oculatus (spotted gar) is the source of this 2144-nucleotide messenger RNA. The record is from RefSeq and is a predicted model, not a curated record. NCBI's taxonomy places the organism in Eukaryota, Metazoa, Chordata, Actinopteri, Semionotiformes, Lepisosteidae.